AUGCCACAGCAGGCUGCCCCCACGAUGAAGUCCUCGCCCCCACCCUUCAUCGCCGCCCAGGUGCCCGUCCUGGAGCCCCAGCUCCCAGGCAGCGUCUUCGACCCCAUCGGCCACUUCACCCAACCCAUCCUGCACCUGCCGCAGCCCGAGCUGCCCCCUCACCUUCCCCAGCCACCCGAGCACAGCACUCCGCCUCAUCUCAACCAGCACUCAGUGGUCUCUCCUCCAGCUUUGCACAACGCGCUGCCCCAGCAGCCAUCGAGGCCCAGCAACCGAGCCGCCGCCCUACCCCCCAAGCCUGCCCGGCCCCCUGCUGUGUCACCCGCUCUGGCCCAGCCGCCCCUGCUCCCACAGCCCCCCAUGGCCCAGCCACCUCAAGUGCUGCUGCAGGAGGAAGAGGAGCCACCCACCCCACCCCUCACCUCCAUGCAGAUGCAGCUCUACCUGCAGCAGCUGCAGAAGGUGCAGCCCCCCACACCUCUACUCCCUUCCGUGAAGCCCCCAGGCCAGCAGCCACCCCCACCACAGCCCGCCAAGCCUCAGCAAGUCAUCCAGCAUCACCCUUCACCCCGGCACCACAAGUCGGACCCCUACUCAACCAGUCACCUCCGCGAAGCCCCCUCCCCGCUUAUGAUACAUUCCCCCCAGAUGCAACAGUUCCAGAGCCUGACCCACCAAUCGCCACCCCAGCAAAGUGUCCAGCCGAAGAAGCAGGAGCUGCGAGCGGCCUCUGUGGUCCAGUCCCAGCCCCAGCCCCUGGUGGUGGUGAAGGAGGAGAAGAUCCACUCACCCAUCAUCCGCAGCGAGCCCUUCAGCCCCUCGCUGCGGCCGGAGCCCCCCAAGCACCCGGAGAGCAUCAAGGCCCCCGUCCACUUGCCCCAGCGGCCAGAGAUGAAACCUGUGGAUGUUGGAAGGCCUGUGAUCCGGCCCCCUGAGCAGAAUGCGCCCCCACCAGGGGCUCCCGACAAGGACAAACAGAAACAGGAGCCGAAAACACCAGUAGCACCUAAAAAGGACCUUAAAAUCAAGAACAUGGGCUCCUGGGCUAGCCUGGUGCAGAAGCACCCCACCACCCCAUCCUCCACAGCUAAGUCAUCAAGUGACAGCUUUGAGCAGUUCAGACGUGCUGCCCGUGAGAAAGAGGAACGUGAGAAGGCCCUGAAGGCGCAGGCUGAGCAUGCAGAGAAGGAGAAGGAGCGACUGCGGCAGGAGCGCAUGAGGAGCCGUGAGGAUGAGGACGCACUGGAACAGGCCCGGCGAGCCCACGAAGAGGCACGCCGGCGCCAGGAGCAGCAGCAGCAGCAGCAGAGGCAGGAGCAGCAGCAGCAGCAGCAACAACAACAGGCGGCCGCAGUGGCCGCAGCCACCGCCGCCCCCCAGGCCCAGAGCUCCCAGCCUCAAUCCAUGCUGGACCAGCAGCGGGAGCUGGCCCGAAAGCGGGAGCAGGAGCGAAGGCGCCGGGAAGCGAUGGCAGCUACCAUUGACAUGAAUUUCCAGAGUGACCUAUUGUCAAUAUUUGAAGAAAAUCUUUUCUGAGACCACCUAGGUGACUUCUGACUUUGAUUUUCUGGCAAAAAGUUGACUCUACAUAGUGUUAGGGGCGGCAGCAGAGGCGGUAGCAGUGUCCAUGACCUGUCUCCGGACCUGGCCCUCGUGCAUGCUAUGCCGGGGCAGGCCUGACGGGCAGCUAAGGACUGCAGAGCCGUCUGCCUUACAGCCAGCCAGACGUCCUGACACCCUCACAGAAUAUCAGCUCAGAGCACGUCUCACCACGAGCAAGUGUCGGCUAGACCCAAGUCUGCGUCCCCGCGUGCGGGCAGAGGCCCUACUCUCCGCCAAAUGUCUACACAGUAUACACAGGACACCGUCGCUGCCGCCACCAUGACUGGUUUUCUGUCCCCGAAAACAUGACGUUCAUGACGUCCUGCCUGCCGGGAGUCCUUCCCCACACCCCAGCCCCAGAUGCCUGACCCCAGGACAGCAGGGCAGGCCCUAGUGAGCUGGAGGCGGAAGAGGGCACCGGCCCACCCCCUUGCUGGCACUGACUUUGCCUUGAACAGAUCCCACCCCUACCCUCCCCCCACAAGCCUUUAAUCGAGAGCCGCUCUCUGUAAGUGUUCGCUUGUGCAAAAGGGAAUAGUGCCGUGGAGGUGUGUGUGUGUCCAUGGCAAUCCAGAGCGAGGUGACUGUCACGUGCGUGUGGGCCAGCCUCGCCUGGUGAAUGAGGCCACCAACCAAAGUCAGUUCCUUCCCACCUGUGUUUCUGGGUUUUUUUUUUCUAUAUAUAUAUAUAUAUAUUUUUUGUUGGAUUCUAUUUUAUUUUUAAUUCUCUCUUCUCCUCCAAACACAAUGGCACUGCUUAUCUCCAAAACGGUGUAAUCCUCUCCUCAUUGGGCAGCAGUUGCCACCGCGCUGUGGGUAGUGUGUGACUGUGGCUGUAUAGUGAAACAUAGUUGGCAUAUCUUUAUUUGAAGUUGGUGACUGCACCGAACUGGUGUAAAAAAACCUCAAAAAACCACAAAACACAAAAAAACUGCCUACAUUGUACUCAGUUUCAAACUUUAUUAGUCUAUUUUUAAUUAUAAAACCAGAAAGCUGUGUUUUCUUUUCCCAGCCCCAUUCAUUGGCUUCUUUGUUUUUUAAUGUUAAAUCUGUUUGAGUUGUUUUUUUACCAGAAAAGGAAGGGUCAGGCCAGGGCUCACGGCAGUGCCAGGGCCACAGACUGAGGCAGAGGCUCCAGGCCCGGCACCAACCCAGUGCUUGCCCUCCCAGCCAGCUGCCACUUCCCCCAUUUUUUUUUAAGUUUUAUAAUUGGAACCCUUGGUGAGGUUACGCGUGCCAUGAGAACCCACUCUACACCUCAACACUGGUGCCUCAGUGUUGGCCAUACUCUGGAGUCAGUGACUGGUUUGACUUUCAUACAGUGAAUAUGCAUUUGGUCUGUACUGAUCAUGGAAUAAACACAUCUCUCUUUUUUUAAUGCUGGCGUCUCCCUGACAUUUCUUUGUGAACCUCCUGUUGUCUAGGGUAGGCCCAGGAGUCUCUGGACCCCAAAUCAUGUCUGUAUAAUAACUCCCACCAGGGGUCACCUAGCUUAUUUCCUAUGAUCUGUCCCUGCCGUCCUAAGCUGAAGCUGACAGGGAGCCCAGAUACCCAUUCCUUCCUAGGCAGGGAAGCCGUGCUCCAGCAGAACCUGGCCAGACUCCAGACAGUAUUCUCCACUCUCCUACAUCCUUGUCCCCCACUCACCAGGGGAUUUGGUCAACUUCUCUCAUCUUGCCUCCCUCUACCUAAUUCCUUUCGUUUAAGCUCAGGGUUACCAGAUAUUCUUAGAUAAGUGUACAUCUUCCCAACUAGGAUCCUCCCUCACAUGCAAAUGAGCACCCACACAUUUCUGCCAGAGAGAACCCACCAGGUGGCCAUCCUGGGUGCCCAUCAGUAGCGACAAGGUAAGCUCAGUACCCAGGAGCAGGCCCUAGGAUGUAAGAUGAAAGUAUAUCACUUAUAUGUAUGCACAGAUACUGACUGAAACAUUUCUAGCACUGUUUAUUAACCUAUAUUCCCCUUUUUUAACUAGAAAGGCACGGUGUAUUGUGUUUGGGAUCUCCCAAACCUCCCUGUUAGGUGUAGUUCGGCAUCCAGCCAGAGCACCACCACCACCACCCCUCUGCAAACCUGCCCCCACCUUCCAGGCACUUCCUCACAUACCACUGUGCUGGUUCAAGUACGACUUAUAUUUUGGUUCUUCGGAGUAUUUUCUAUCCCAUCCCACACCCUCAUUUUUGUUCUGUGUUUUGUUCCGAAACUUCCCCAGGCCAGGUCCGACUGGAGAAAUGGUUGUCUACACCUUCUAAAGAGUGAAUUCUGCCAUGGCCCUCUCCACACCUCCCUCAUAGGUGUUUCUCUAACUGGGUUGUAAUUAGAACUUGGAUCUAUUUAAUUUCUCUGGCCAUUCCCCAAUCCUUCCCACAGUACGAGAAAUCUUAGUCUUAUAAAAGAGUGAGAGGUGUAUACAAGCCCCCACUGUACUGUAUGCACGGAUCGCUUGGCCAAUAAUUAUGUCAGUGAAUCUGAGACUUGUAUUAAACACUUUAGACAUUUGUAGAAAGGAAUUCGUAGACUUUUCACUUAUAUACUAAAGGUUUUUUUUUGUGCAGUUCUCAUUGCAAAAAUAAACAUUUGUACUGAAUAUAAAAUUA
Messenger RNA from Miniopterus natalensis, 4199 nucleotides. NCBI's taxonomy places the organism in Eukaryota, Metazoa, Chordata, Mammalia, Chiroptera, Miniopteridae. The record is from RefSeq and is a predicted model, not a curated record.